AUGAAGGUGACGCCAUGGCGAAAGCUAUCGGAGGAGUUGUUGAGCCAGGGCAUCAAGAGCUUCUACCGACAGAAGAACCUGGUUCCAGUAGGCGUCACUGAAGAAGCUCUUGCCCCCUGGGCAGCAAAAAUGGCUAUGGCGUCUAGGAAGCUUGUCCAGCGCUUCAGGCGUAUUUACUGCGAGACACCUGAGAAUGCCAAGAGCAAUAGCUUGAAGGAGUUGAAGCGCAGACUUCAACGCGCAGAGAUCAUACCACCUCCGAGGGCCAAAAGAGGUCAGACAGAUGAGGCCGACAUGGAGCCUGUGGAGCCUCAGAAGGCUGCGAGUCCUGAUACCAUGGAGCAGCUUGUUUCGCCGCCGCCUAAGCACUUGGACUUUGACUGGGCUAAGCUCAGCGGUCUGGCGCAGAAGCGCUUGGUUUCAAAUGCAGCUGCAAAGGAGAAAGACAACGCAGUGGUGUCAGAGAAACCUGUUGCUACGCCUGCCCGCUCAAGCAGGCCACUGCCAGGUUUUGUACUUAAAGCUUUGGAGAAACAAGUGGUCUCGGUGACUCCUUUUGCCACUACGGCAGGAGAUGAGGACGUGAAAAAUGAGGAUGUGAAGCCUGAUGGCGGCAAGUCGUCCAAGCAAAAAAAGGCCAAGGCCAAGGCAAAGCCUAAAAAGAUUUCAAAGAAGGCCAAGAAGGUGAUAGCUGAUGAGGAAAUGGAAAGAGAGUUGUGUUUGGUGGACGCUUCCUGUGAACCCCAGCACUCCCAAAAGCAGCCUUUGCCCGGCGAGGCUCCCCUGCUAGAGGAAAAGUGUGACAAGGUGGCUGAGCCUGUGUAUGCGGGCUUCUGUGGAGUGGCUUUGGACAUUGACUUGGACAAGAGCAUGGACUUCCUCAAGCCUGCAGGGGCAAGAGGAAGCCACGCACGCUCCAUUGUCUUUCCACGUGGCAAUGAAGGCUUUACCUUUGUCCAUCUUGGCAACCGCUUAGCGGCGGUGGUUGCCCUUCUUACCUACUACUCUCUGAGCCAGGGUUGCAGGGUAUUGAUUGAGCAGCCUCAGGGAUCUUUAGCUUGUGAACACCCUCGGCUGGAGGUGCUCUUGAGGGAGCUUGGAUUGUACCAGGCAUCGAUCUGGGGCGGAGCUUAUUGUCAAGACGCAACACGCUCCACUCCGAAGCAGCACGUCUUGUAUUCGCAAGACUAUCAUUUGCUUUCUCGCCUUCAAGCUGCAGCCGGAUAUUUGAGCGCUGAAAGAUUGGCGGAGUUGCGUGGGCCAUCUUUGGUAAAAAACAGAAGCGUGCAGAUGGUGCUCCCCAAAGCUCCUUUGGUUGGCGAUGAGAAGAUCUAUGAAACAUCUGACGUGGCCCUGUUAGAGGAAAACCAUGGCCGUAAGCCUUCGGCCAACCAACUUGCCAAAGCCUUGGGUAUCUCUGCGCACGACGCCAAAGAGAUUUUGGAUGACAUGGACCCCGCCCCGCAGAACAAGAAACUUCGAGUGAGCAAGGAGCCUGAUCAUCAUCCACCUGAACCACCCGCACCUGCUCCAUCCUGCCCACCAGACUUGGAGGACACGUUCAGAGACGAGGAUGUGGAAGUGGUCGAGGCGGUUGAGCCGCUUUCCCAGUCCACACGCUGGGAGGAAAUUCCGGCUGCUCAGCUUGACCCCCCUUUGGAGACGCCGCCUGCUGGGGACUUGAAGGCUCCUGUGGAGAGAUUGGGAUCUCAAAGGUCGAUUGCCACCUUACUUCAGGGACAGCAGUUGUUGAAGGGCGGCUCCAAGGUCCUUGUGCUGAGCGAUGAGGAGGAGGAAGCGGAAGCUCAAGCUGCUGAAUUGCUCAAUACCACCGAAGCCCAUGAGCGCAGGCAAAGCCAGGAAGCUCUGAGGGUGGCCCAGGAAGCGAAGGUCAAUGAAGCUUUGGAGCAACACGAGCUGGCCAAAGCUGCUCGUCGUUCAGCCUCGCCUCCACCUGAAGGGCAUGCGGGAGCAGGCGCUGACUUGCCAGAAGGUAUGGCUUCCGGAACGCAUGUCAUGGAGAUUUCUUCAACUACUCACCGAAAAGAGUGGGCUACGCUGAGCCGCGUUGCCAAGGGUCCGCGAGCCAGCGAAUUCCCGGAAGUUGCGCGCCUUUUCCAGGGCACAAAAGCGCAGAAGCUUGAAGUACUUAAGGCUUUUGUGGAGCGAGGUAGCCUGGAAGCGAUCGAGGCUAGCUUUCAGGCUACGAGGCAACAUGAUGACAGCUUACAGGUCAAGCGAAAGUUGAUGACGCUUGAUGAAAUGAAUGCCGCUGGCUUCAGUGAGCACUUAGCCUGCAUGGCAAAGGAGAAGAAGCUGGGAUGCAUCCGCAGAGGAGCAGUUCCAGACCCUGAUGCGCCGAAUUGUCAGAAGAGCCAGAGGUUUUGGGUGAAUGUGGGAACUGAGCAAACAACGACAGAAAGGCAAACGCUCACCACGAGCAUGCAAGCGGGGAUCAGAGGGUCAGAUGCUAUGUCUGCAAUGGGCAUGAUGCUCCCGACUCCGACGCUGUCAGUGGCUGACCCAGUGGCCUUGGCGCGCCAGCAGCAGGCGGCAGUGGCUCAAUCCCCAGCCGCUCCGGCAUCUCCAGCACCUCCAGUACCCCGUGCAGAAGUCAAGAAAGAGCUGACUGCACUGAACUCCUUGCUCCUGGAUGUGGGGGAGUACGGAGAUGGCAGGUUUUCCGAGGGCACCACAGCCUUGAACCGGCACGUGGGCGACAGUCGUAUGAAGAGGGCAGAAAUUGGUGCUGUCCUGAAGGAAGUAAAGAAGCCGCGCUGGCCUGCGUUGAACUUCGAGAUGCUAUCAAGCUUGCUGCUGAAGUGGGUCGCGGAUUUGCAACGGCCAUACACUGAUAUCACAGAAGGAGCACUAUGGAGGUCGGACCCACGGCCAGAGGAUGAAGUGUGGUAUGAGAAACCUACUGUCACCAAUCUGAACCAAUGGAAGAUAUCGCUUCUAGCUCCUGAUAUCAUGCACACAUUUCAUUUAGGCACAGGCCGGGACAUUGCCGCGAGUGUGUUGACCAUUCUUUUGCGAAGCCGGGUCUUUUCCGGCAGCAACGUUGCUGCGCGGAUGGUGACGGCGUCGCGCUUGAUCCGAGAAUGGUCGAAGAAGGAUUCUACAAGGAAUGUACUUCCCAGCGCUUGGAGCCUGAAAAAGUCAAACCUUGGCUUGAAAACCGGCUCGUAUGUGCACUACCAUGGAAAAGCGUGGCACAUAGCCACAAUUUUAGGUUUCCUCGUUGAUUUCCUGGAGGAGCAAGAUGUCGACUCAGACUUGAAGAUGAUAUGCUGGACAGGUGACUAUAUCAUGAGCAUGCUGCACCAGGAACGAAAAGAUUCAGGCCUACUCCUUUCGGAGGAGAGCAAGGAAGCUCUGAGGGUUGUUGGGGGUUACCACAACAAAUUGCUAUUGUCCUUGCACAUUCGCUACAAAGGCUUCUGUUGCUACCUCUUGUUCAACGUGAGGCCGAAGUUUCAUAUGCAGGUUCACAUGCUAGAGACUGCUGCCCAGACAGGGCGGAACCCCGUGGUUCAAGCCAAUUGGAUGGAAGAAGACUUUGUGCGAACAGUUGCCAACUUGGCGAAGAAGACACACAAACGAACCAGCCAUCUGACGACGCUGCUGCGCUACACAGCAGGACAUUGA
This is a messenger RNA of Durusdinium trenchii, 3651 nucleotides long. The record is from the annotation of a GenBank genome assembly. Lineage: Eukaryota; Dinophyceae; Suessiales; Symbiodiniaceae.